Molecule: messenger RNA, 396 nt
Organism: Mercenaria mercenaria
Lineage: Eukaryota; Metazoa; Mollusca; Bivalvia; Venerida; Veneridae
Product: ficolin-1-A-like
Exons: 2
Coding region: 1-396 (131 amino acids)
Source: RefSeq, a predicted model, not a curated record
AUGACAGCAACACGAUUAUCCGAACUCAGAAUUGAUCUGACGGCUGCAGAUGGAAAUCAAUCCUAUGAAUUGUUCCAAAACUUUCGUCUUGGAAUUGCUCCUAGUUACACGCUUCAUAUCGAACAUGGAACUGGAACAGCAGGUGACAGUCACGGACUUUCUAAUUCAAACAAUAACGACUUUGCCACCUUCGAUGAAGAUAAUGUGAACAGAUGUGCUGUCCGUUACCACGGUGGGUGGUGGUAUGGUUCCUGUGCAUUCGCAAAUCUUAACGGGGAAUAUGGCACUCCUGGACAUAUUUCGAGUUACAGUAAUGGUGAAGGUGGCUUUACCUACCGUGAGUUUCAGUUAUUACGAAUGUUGCGAGAAUCUUUCAUGAUGUUCAGAAGAGUGUAA